UGGGCUCCCCUUCAAGUGCCCUCACUGUUACCACUUUCUGGAGACGUUUCCCUCCGCACUUCCUUAAACAAUUUUCGUUUUUAUUACGACUGUUGUUAUUCUGCUUGGGAAGGCGAGAAUCGAAAAGAUGAUAUGUGGUUCCUUCUCCUGGAGGCUGGCACCAGAACUGAGGACCCUCGCUGCUGUUGGUCGGGCAUCUUCUUAGAAGAGAAGCUGGAACUCUGUAUUGUGUAAACGAGCUGAUGGACGAAGAUGAGAAGGACAGGGCAAAGAGGGCAUCGCGCAACAAGUCAGAAAAGAAAAGAAGAGACCAAUUCAACGUCCUUAUUAAGGAACUAUGUACCAUGCUGCAAGGCCAUGGGCAUCCACUCAAGAUGGACAAAUCCACAAUACUGCAGAGGACCAUUGACUUCUUACAGAAACAGAAAGAAAUCACAGCACAGACUGAGGCCUGUGAGAUUAGGCAAGACUGGAAACCUUCAUUUCUUAGCAACGAGGAGUUCACUCAGUUGAUGUUAGAGGCAUUAGAUGGUUUUCUCAUUGCACUUACCACUGAUGGGAUUAUUAUUUAUGUAUCUGAUAGUGUCUCUUCUCUUCUUGGGCAUUUACCGUCAGAUUUGGUGGACCAAAAUAUAUUAAACUUUCUGCCUGAGCGUGAACAGAGUGAUGUGUACAAGCUGCUUUCUCCACACAUGCUCAUGACAAACGCUGUGGCAACAGAUUUCCUGAAUGCUGAAAAACAGAUAGAAUUUUGUUGUCAUUUAGCCCGAGGAAAUUUAGAUCCAAAUGAACCCAUUACAUAUGAAUAUGUGAAAUUUGUGGUGGAAUUUAAAUAUUUUACUAAUGUGCCUACAUCUUCUUACAAUGGCUUUGAGUCUGCCAUCGCUCGAGCGUUCCGAUCAGCCAACGAAGAGCAGACCUGCCUAGUAGCAACAGUUCGUCUCGUCACUCCACAGUUCUUGAAGGAACUUUGCAAUGUGGAAGAACCGUGUGAAGAAUUCACAUCAAGGCACAGCCUGGAAUGGAAAUUUUUGUUUUUAGACCACAGGGCCCCACCUAUUAUAGGUUAUUUACCCUUUGAGGUGCUUGGGACUUCAGGUUAUGACUAUUACCAUGCAGAUGACCUGGAACUUCUUGCUCGGUGCCACGAACAAUUGAUGCAGUUUGGAAAAGGCAAGUCCUGCUACUACAGGUUCUUAACCAAAGGCCAGCAAUGGAUAUGGUUGCAAACACAGUACUACGUCACUUAUCAUCAAUGGAACUCCAAGCCUGAGUUUAUCGUGUGCACCCACACGGUUGUUAGUUAUGCUGAGGUUCGAGCUGAAAGAAGAAGAGAUCUUGGGCUUGAAGAGUCAUCCAUUGAACUAGCAUCUUCGUCUUUGAAGAGUCACGGUAGCUACAUUGAUAUCCGGCAAUGUUUAACCAACCAAGAAGCCAGCCGGGAAAGGGUGUCGGUGUCAUCUCAUAGCUCUCGGAGAUCCUCCCACACGGCGCUCUCGGACUCUGCAUCCACGUCAUCUGUACGGCACACGGAUGCCAGCACCCCUACUAGGCAGUCGUUACCGAUGGGCCAGUCGGACAAAGCACCUCUAAGACUUGCCUCAAGUAGCAGCACACAGGGUAUUAUAACUCCUCAGACGCCCACUGAACAUCUCACACAGCACCAUAUGGCACAGACGACUGUCCCAGCCCAGCAAGCGGUCAUGCCAGUGUAUCACUUCCCAACUCAGAUAGGGAUGAUGCAUCAUUUGAAGGAACAGCUUGAGGAGAGAACGCGCAUAUUGCAGGCCGACAUCAAGACACAACAAGAUGAACUGCAUGUGAUCAAAGAGCAGCUGCAGCUGGUGCAGGACUCCAAUUUGCAGAUGCUGAUGCAACAACCUAUGCCCAUGGUCUUCAGCGGUGUGCAACACCAGAACCCGAUGAGGCCUUCCCAGCAACAAGCAGCAACAGUUGCGAGCAGACCAGCCACGUCAAAGAAAUCCCAGCAGCAAGGCCUUAUGGGAUCAAAGCAGUUCUGCAGCACACACCUGGCAUCGCCUCAGCAGUUCCUCAGGGACCCUUGUGUCACAUCAUCCCAGGUACAGCAGCAGCAGCAGCAAAAACAGGCCAUGAGAGGAAAGCAGGUCCAACAGGCCUGCUUGCCAAUGCAGAUGAGCAUUGCGAUGCCGCUGUACAACAACCCAAUGGUGUUCUCUCAAGCGCACCCUAUCACCACUGAAAUUGGUGAGAGACAACAGCAGUCCGAUUACAACCAAGAUCGGACUCCAAGAUUUGCUCCGGAGCAGCAAGGGCUGCCUGCUGCAAUACAGAUGCAGCCAAUCACAUGCGCCGCCACUCCGUCACCCGUCUUCACCUCCUCUGUGAUGAUUCCACGCGCCAACAUUGCCGCGCAGCAGAGCCACCCUCCUCCCAGCACCCUCCACCAGUGGCAACCGCAGCCAGUUCAACAGCAUCACCUCUACCUUCAGAUGCAAGGUGCAGCUGAGCCGGGCCAGAACCAGCGCCUGUUCCAGCAACCUCAUGUACCGCAGCAGAAUGCCACCAUGGGAUAUUUCCACCACCCGCAGCCGCAGAGCCAGCACCUGCAAGGCCAGCAUUGCAGUUUACAAGACCUGCCUGAAAUGCAGCUACCUUGAGGCCUUGGUGGUGGCAAUCUUGGGGGUAGUGGCUGUGCUGAGCAGAAGUGAGUGGAUGGAGGGGCAAAGCACAGAGGAGAUGAAGGUCCUUCCUCCCUGGUAUGCCUGGAAGGUGAGGAACAUGCCAGAGCCAAGGAAGGCCUUGGCUAGAGUGGAGAGCAGGUUGGGAGUUUCUUGCACUUACUUGGAAGGAAAACAAACAAAGGAACCACCCGGGAGCGACACUAUCCCAGCAAAGUGGGAUCAAAAGCCAAGCCUGGCAUUUCUUAACCGCUUAAACUGUGUGCAGCUAGAACAUCUCGUCUGUACAUCCUGUGGCUAGAGAUGGGGAUGAGUGGAGCCUGGGGGCAAGGCUGAUUUAUUUUUGGAUGCUUCUGUCUGCCAGGAAAGGUCCACUGGCAGAUAGGGUUCCUUGCUCACCUGCAAUAAUUAAAACAAUAACGAACUUAACUUGCCCGAGUGAGGGGGAAAUAAUUAUUUUUCAGGAGAGCAGCCCACCUUGGUGUGCUGCAAAGCCAUAUAUAUGAAUAUUAGUUAUAUUUAUAAAUAUGGUAGAUGGAAUUCUAGCCUGCAGGUCUUUUGUUUUUUUUAAAAAAAAUAUUAGUAAAGUUUACACGCUGAUGCGUUAUGCUGCAGAAAACCACACACCUGUGCAGGAGGCAGCCAAGUCUUGUUUUUUUCCUUUUUCUAAAACAAUCGUUGCUGAAAUUCACUGUGAAUCACUGUGAACACAGAUGGAACUGUAAGCAUCAACCCACGACCAUAGAACUUUUUUUCUUUUGUGGGUGUAUUUGUGUAUAUACAGAUUUCAUUUUUGUGUAGUAGUUCAUGUGUGGAUUACUGGACAUAUUCCCCAGCACUCUGUCCCAUUACCCAACCAUUUCCCUAUAUGUGAAUCCCAUAGUUUCUUUGGAUAAUUGGGUAAUGCUGCUGCUGUUUAUCACACCACUCUUGCCUGAAUUUCUUCUUUUUGAACCAGCCCCUUUCACUGUUAAAGAGUUAUGAGAGUUAUGAUGUGUCUAAGAGUUUCUCCUAUUUUGUUGCAAAGUCCAGAUAUAUAAACCUACCUAUUUCUACUGCCCAUUUAGCCAAAUAUAU
Lacerta agilis (Sand lizard) is the source of this 3737-nucleotide messenger RNA. It is a transcript of the gene PASD1, whose product is annotated as PAS domain containing repressor 1. The record is from RefSeq and is a predicted model, not a curated record. The transcript is spliced from 20 exons. Gene Ontology annotation, molecular function: DNA-binding transcription factor activity, RNA polymerase II-specific; RNA polymerase II cis-regulatory region sequence-specific DNA binding; protein dimerization activity. Gene Ontology annotation, biological process: regulation of transcription by RNA polymerase II; circadian regulation of gene expression. Gene Ontology annotation, cellular component: nucleus; CLOCK-BMAL transcription complex; cytoplasm. NCBI's taxonomy places the organism in Eukaryota, Metazoa, Chordata, Lepidosauria, Squamata, Lacertidae. Bases 243 to 2639 code for a protein of 798 amino acids.